CUCUAUCUAUUUAUUAGUCAUCCAUCUUUCUCAUGCAUGAUCACAUCGUGUGUGAUCGAGGACAGAAUCCAAUCCAAUCCAACCGAAUGUAUCUUACACCUUCUCUUUCAUCCUUCCCUUAUAUAAAGAGACCUGAGACCCGCUAAGUUUCUCAGAAAAGAUUUACAGAUACCACAAAGCACAUACAUAUUCUAAAUCCGCUUUUGAGUAAUUCGUAAAGAAGAGGAUGGAUGCAGUGAAGGUAUUAGGGUCUGCAAGCCCGGUGGUGAUUUUCAGCAAAACCAAUUGCUGCAUCACUCAUGCAGUCAAUGUGCUUAUAAGGGAUUACGGGGCCAACCCCGUGGUAUAUGAGCUGGACAAGCUCCCAAAUGGGAGGCAGAUGGAGAAAGCAUUGAUGGAGCUGGGAUGCAACCCGAGCACCCCGGCAGUGUUCAUAGGGAGGAAAUUUAGAGGGGGAUCGAAUGAGAUUAUGACCCUCAAUAUCAAAGGGGAGCUCAAGCAAUUGCUUAUUGAUGCCUAUGCUAUUUGGGUAUAGAACUAUAGAUACAGCAUAUACAUACAUAUGGUCGAGAGUUAAGACUAGUUAACAUCUACUUUACAGCUUCAUCUUGUGCAAUAUUGAGGAACUCUUUUUGUUGUAAUGUUAGUGUGUAUGUGGGAUCAGCAGAAUUAAAUGACACACUGCAUUUUACGUGA
Messenger RNA from Andrographis paniculata, 696 nucleotides. RefSeq names its product monothiol glutaredoxin-S6-like. Lineage: Eukaryota; Viridiplantae; Streptophyta; Magnoliopsida; Lamiales; Acanthaceae. The record is from RefSeq and is a predicted model, not a curated record. The transcript has a single exon. The coding region runs from base 227 to 535 and encodes 102 amino acids.